Molecule: messenger RNA, 2809 nt
Organism: Linderina pennispora
Lineage: Eukaryota; Fungi; Kickxellomycota; Kickxellomycetes; Kickxellales; Kickxellaceae
Product: actin-like ATPase domain-containing protein
Exons: 1
Coding region: 60-2744 (894 amino acids)
Biological process (GO): double-strand break repair; regulation of DNA-templated transcription
Cellular component (GO): Ino80 complex
Source: RefSeq, a predicted model, not a curated record
CUUUUUUGCUGUCUUUUUUGUUUUACUAAUUCGCUACUCUUUCUUUUUUCCUUUCAAUCAUGUCUGGGCUCAACGGAAAGCACAAAAAAUACUCGUGGCUGCCCGAGACCAACCCGUCGGCGCUCUCCGGCGACGCCAGCCCAGCGCAGUCGACGUCCAGCCGGCAGGAAAAGCCCGCUAAGGGCAAAUCGACACGGGCCCGGUCCAAGGGCAAUUCAGGCAAUUCAGGCAAAUCCAAACCCAGAGGCAAGGGCAUCGACAUGAGCGAGCCAGCCAGCAGCCUUGGCAUAACAAUGGUGUCCAGCGAGCCAGCAGCAGAAGACGAUGCGUCGGGGCAGCUGGCAGCAAUCACACCGCCAGUGUCGAAGCUCGGGCGGAAGCGGCCGCGCAAGGACAGCGUCGACGAGCUAGUGCGCUCGCGGUUCAUGUCGAGCCAUGCGCCACAGACCAGCAGCAUGCCGCCAGCAAAGCCUAGCCGCACCAGCACGCCGCGGGGACGGAAAAAGGCUGUGGAUCCAGGCACGCCUAGCAUCACUGCCAGUGUCAGGGACGCAUUGGCAAGCGAGCGCACAGUGAGCAUCCGCGGCUCGCCGUCACAGCAGGGCACGGUGGCCAUGAGCAAUAACGCGUCGUCGGUGGGCCACGGCAAGCACAGAUAUCCGAGCUAUUAUCAGGGCAUGCAGAUAUCGGGAAGCAGCACGCCUGGGAACGCGCACAUGGCGAUAGGCGACCUGGAGGGAAAGUACUCGUUCCCGGCGUUCCCGAUGCUGAAUCCGCGCAAUGUAUCGUCGACGUUCAGGCGCACAGACCGGGGUGUCGGCCCCGUGUUCCAGGACCGCGGGCUGGAGGUUACGACAGGAGAGAACGUCAUCGUUAUACACCCAGGGUCGAGGUGGCUCAGAGUCGGGCGGGCAAGCGACGCAGUGCCACGGGAACUGCCACAUAUAAUUGCACGCAGGGCCCGUGCAACCAGUCCUGCACUGGCCAAGCCGACCGCAGGGAAAGACACAGCCAACUCGGAACAAGCCGAGGCAGUAAGUGGCGAUGUCGAGGCUGAAGAUAAGGAGGAGCCAGAAACGAAGGAACCCCCUGUUGCUGAGGAGUCAAUUGUCGACGAGACUCUAACAAUGCUGCGCAGUGUGCUCAAGGAGCACCAGCGCCAGUCGAAGCGCAAGGCACCGCCCAACGCAUACUCGCAGGUGAUGUCGUUCAACAAGCAGGCCACGCCCACAGUAAUCCAGGACCACAACGACCCAUUCAAAAUCGAGUGGGUCCACGACGACGAAAUUUCGGGAGACUAUGUUGUCGGCGAGGCAGCGCUGCGGAUUGCUGACACCAGCAAGUUCCUUGUGCGGCACCCAAUGCGCAACGGCUGCUUCAACGUCGAGGACUACGCGACAAUCGAAGAGGUGCUGGGCGACAUUGAGACCAUCUGGUGCCACGUUCUGGAUACCGAGCUGGGGCUUAAGCGCCGCGACCUGUCCAACUACGGUGCAGUGCUGGUGAUCCCUGACCUGUUCAGCCGCAUCGAGGUGGCAGCCCUGUCGGACAUGCUGCUGCGGAACAUGGGCUUCCGGUCGCUUAUCCUGCAGCAGAGCUCGACCCUGGUGACGUUCGGUGCCGGCUUCUCCUCUGCCUGCGUGGUGGAUAUUGGCGCGCAAAAGACCAGCAUUGCAUGCGUCGAAGACGGAUACUGUCACCAGGAAUCGCGCGUAAGCAUCAUGCACGGCGCUGACGACAUCACCCGCUUCCUGUUUGAUCUGUUCCAGCGCAGCUCAUUCCCGUACCACGAAGCCAACCUCAACCGGCUCUACGACUGGACAAUCCUGGCUGAUCUGCGCGAGAAGCACAGCACGCUGAACCUCUCGGACGUCAACAUCCGCAUGACUGACUUUUUUGUGCGCGUGCCCGACAGGCCCACGCAAAAGUACAGCUUCAAGACCUACGAUGAGAUGUACCUGGCGCCGCUCUGCGUGUUCUAUCCGUACAUCUCAGACGCAUACUACAAGAUACCCGCAUACGCCCGCUCGUUCCUCGGCGGUAUCGGGCCCGCCGCCCAGAUCGAGACAGGCUGGGGUCCGCCAAUGUGCAGCCAUAUGACGCCCACGCAGUUUGGCAUUCUGCCAUCACGGCCAAUUGAGAUUGAGGCGCCGGUGACAGCCGAUCAGUUUGCUGAGGCGGCCACCGCCCCGGCCACGGUGCCGGCCACCGAGCCCAGCACUCCCGAGCCCAGCGCUGCCCCGCCUGCCGGCUCCUCGGCCACGCCGGUGGUUGACAAGUCUCUGGUCAGCCAUUUCAAGGACAUGGCUGCCAGCGAGAUAAAGACGCUGCCGCCAACGCCAGUCGUGCCCACAGUCACGUACGUGCCGGACCCCGACUCCCAGUACGCGCGCAUGCCCCUGGACGCGGCCAUCACACACAGCAUCACCCAUGUCGGAUCUGUCGACCGGGCGCGCAAGCUGUACAACUCGAUUGUGCUGGUGGGGGGAGGCGCCGCAUUCACGCCGGGCUUUGGCGAAGUGCUGGCAAGCCGGCUCAUGUACGUGCGGCCCGAUUUCAUGCAGUCCGUGGAGCGCGUCGAUAUCGUGUCGGCGCCGCGCGACCUCGACCCCAGAGUGCUGGCGUGGAAGGGGGCUGCUGUCCUUAGCCGCCUGGAGUGCGCAAGGGAGAUGUGGGUCGAUCGGACCGAGUGGAUGGACUUUGGCACCAAGCUGCUGCGCGAACGGAUGCUGUUCCCAUGGUGAUUAUGUAUGUCUUUUUUGCAUGUUUCUUUUUCUUUCCUUUAAACAAUGUUAUAUCUAUCUCGAUU